AUGAACACGUCAAGCCGCAUUAUGUUGGUGCUCUUCCUCGCCUACGCUUUGGUCUUCAUGCUCGCCGCAGGAGGCGUCCCCUUCGAUCGAGCCAUAGGUGUCUGCAUCAGGAAUUGCGCCCAGUGCAAGAAGAUGUUCGGCCCGUACUUCCUGGGCCAGAAGUGCGCAGAUUCUUGCGUCAAGUACAAAGGAAAGCUCAUCCCCGACUGCGAGGAUGAGGGUUCGAUUCAACCGUUCCUCCAAGCGCUAGACAGCGACUACUAG
This is a messenger RNA of Eufriesea mexicana, 264 nucleotides long. It is a transcript of the gene Eh, whose product is annotated as Eclosion hormone. Gene Ontology annotation, biological process: ecdysis, chitin-based cuticle; neuropeptide signaling pathway. The transcript is spliced from 2 exons. Lineage: Eukaryota; Metazoa; Arthropoda; Insecta; Hymenoptera; Apidae. Gene Ontology annotation, molecular function: ecdysis-triggering hormone activity. The record is from RefSeq and is a predicted model, not a curated record. Bases 1 to 264 code for a protein of 87 amino acids.